Molecule: messenger RNA, 4304 nt
Organism: Oncorhynchus mykiss (rainbow trout)
Lineage: Eukaryota; Metazoa; Chordata; Actinopteri; Salmoniformes; Salmonidae
Product: zinc finger protein 395
Biological process (GO): regulation of transcription by RNA polymerase II
Cellular component (GO): nucleus
Molecular function (GO): RNA polymerase II cis-regulatory region sequence-specific DNA binding; DNA-binding transcription factor activity
Source: RefSeq, a predicted model, not a curated record
GCUUGUUUACUAGAAGACCUGAAAACCCCGCUGAAUAUAGAGUUUAAGAAAACCCGGAAUUGAAUGUCGUGUCUUAAUAUCAAAACUUGACACCUGCAGCUAUAUUUCCACACUAAAAUGGUGUCACCGCCGUUGAUUUAUCUAUCCGAUUGAGGCUACGAGUAAAGUACACGGUUAUUGGCGUCCAAGGGCAUUGUAUGGUAUUUACUUGAGACUGUUUUAGCAGAAGAAAAGCUCCAUUCCAAUCCUGCCACUGACUCCAUAUCGGGUUUGGAUAUAACCAGCAUACAACCCUUUUUCCAGGCACAGAAAAUAGCAUUUCAAGUUACAGCCGGUUAAAGCGAGCUUGAAGGAAGGGGGUGUGUUAAAAAAUUGGCGGAGCUGUACCUCUCUCUCACUCCGUCCUAUUCUACGACCAGUCUUUGCCAUUGUUCCAGAGAACCAAACCUCAAUAGAUCUUCUGAGUCUACAGACACAGUGUUACUCCCAACCAUGUUACCCAAGACUCGUCUGGGGAAGCGUUCCCCCCUAGGGGCAUUGCUGUGUACCUCCUGCCCAUCCAUGGAGAGCACACUGGAGACAGGGGCCCACGGGGACCCUGAGGGGGGUGUGGGGAGCCCAACUAUGGGACCACCAGGGCCCCAGCAUCUCAGCAGGUUCAACUUCAAACUACACCCUGGACAGAAGGUGUAUGUGUUGUGUGGAGGGCGUGAGUGCACAGGGGUGGUGGAGCAACACAACCAUGUGGAUAAUGAGGUGGCCAUCCUGCUGCCUGCUCUGGGACAGCAUGUCCUGAGGAAACUACAGGACGUCUGGACCUCCCCCACCGUCCCUCCUCAUCCUCCUGCUGCAACACAGAGCACAAGGAAACCAUACCAAGUGUCCUCCUGCAUCGAUGUUCCCAAUGUGCCCAGGAGCUCCAGGAGUCCAGAGUCAGUGGAUAUGGAUGAGAUGAUGGCAGCCCUCGUUCUGACCAGCCUGUCCUGCAGCCCUGUUGUUCAGAGCCCACCUCACAGAGACACAGUCAUAGGUUCUACUGGCAUGGAGUGCGGGGCGGGGGAACUCUCAGACAGCGGCAGCAGUGGCUACUGGAGCUGUGACCGUGGCUACAGAAGCCCGGCCCCAUCUCCGCCAAUCACAGAGACAGAAGGUCACAGCCUGGCCACACCCACUGAUGAGGGAUUGGACAUGGAGCUGGAGCAGGUGCUGUUUGAUGAGCCUGCGCCACGGAAACGCAGGAACUCAGUGAAGGUGGCCUACAGGUGUCUGUGGCCCAACUGUGGGAAGAUUCUGACGUCUGUCGUGGGGAUGAAACGUCACAUCCGUACCCUGCACCUGGGCCAGAGUGUUGAGCAUGAGCGUUGCUCCCGCAGCGAGGAGGACUUCUACUACACAGAGAUCCACCAGCGGGAGCUGCAGCCCCUCACCCCACCUCCUGGGGUCUCCACCCACACCCCUAUCCCUACCACUAGCACCAGCACCCCCUGGUUGGCCUGUGCCUCCCCCUCCAGCCCCUCUACCUCUGGGGUAGGACCAGGAGAACCAGGGGUAGGAGCAGGAGCUGGAGGAGACUCCCCAACAGAAGUGAAUCCCCAGCCCAGCCAGCUCAGCCAGUCUGCCCCCUCCAUCCCAGGGUGCUUCGGACAGGUCCACUCUGAGCACUCCUACCAGGCUCCUGCUUCAGUCCAGGUGGUGGCAUCACCCGUCUCUGUUUCCUCCACCUGCCGUUGGACCAAACCCACCUCCACCCCCCAACCAAGUCAGGGCACACCAUUCCUUGUGCGGUCAGUCAGUGUGGGAGAACAGUGGCUGCAGCAGCAGAAUGCCCCAAUUAGGCCACACCCUGCCAGCACCUCUCCCCCACGCAGCCACUGGACCUCAAGGAGGAUCCGUGGCGAGGCUAAGAAGUGUCGUAAGGUCUACGGCAUCGAGCACCGGGAUCAGUGGUGCACCGCCUGUCGCUGGAAGAAAGCCUGCCAGCGCUUCCUCGACUGAACUCCUAACCUGAAGAAGAGAGGGACGAAGAGAGAAAAAGAGAUAUGGAGGAGAGAAAGAAAGUGAGAGACUGCCAGAAGAGAGGAGCAGUCACCUCUUCAAGUGAAGACUGAGGAAAGAUCUGGGGGUCAACCAGUGGAGCAACAUGUACGUUGGUGUUUAUUUCUUUUAUUUUUUUAUUCGUUUUUUUGUACUUUUUACAACUUUACUAAAAGUUUUUUUUAUGUACUUUGUUCAUGUCUUUGAGAACUUCGGGUUCUUGUGUGUUGGUGCUCACGGUGAACUUGGCGGGCGCAGCUUAAUGACCUAUGACCGGUAACCUAUGAUCUAUACCUGCAGCAUAGUCCCGCAUCUCAGUUCCUCUGUCUUCCUGCCCAGUGAGGGGCUAUACAGGAAGCAGACUUCUUCUCUUCCAAAUCUUUGGCCGUAUCCUAUAACCAGCAGCUCGUCUAUACCCAGCAGCUAUAUAGAGGAUCCCUAUUGCUCUAUGACAUCAUGCCGUCCAUAACUUGGCUUGGGAACAAGGCUUUCUGCUUGUUGCCAAGGGUGGACAUGAGCCAGGCAGGUGCUGAGCAGAAUAUCUGAUCUGUAAAUCAAUCCAACUUCCAAAUGCCUGGGCAAGAACAGAUCCAUAUGAUACAAAGAUUAACCGAUACAUUCACGCUUUGGCUUUCUGUCAGUGUAGGUGGUGGAGAAUGAACGAUUAGGAGAAGAAAGUAAAGUGAUACAAGGAGGGAGUUAGCCCUAAGUAGCAGAGGUGAAGCUUCAUUAAAUACUUAGUAACAAGCAUGCUAAAUACAGGACCUGUGUCAGAGAGGAGAGAUGCUGGACAUCAACUUGUUCAGUUUUUUGUUAAUAAUGUAUACCAUCUGUUAUCAAUUCCAUAAAGUGCGCUGAUUGGCUGGGAGAAUCCCCCUUGACCUAUAGGAUUCCAUCUACUCAUGAUCUACCAAUCAGUAAGUUGUAACAUGUAAGUUGUGUCUUAAACAUUGAGAGUUGUAAUUGGAGGAGAUGUAAAAUGCAGAUUUGGGAUUCAUAUGCCCAACCCGUCUGAUGAUGUGUUUAUAAGCCAUUUAUUCCUGCAAAUUCGUAUGUAGCUUUUUUAUUGUAAUGGGCUUUUUUAAGGAAACAAAAAUAACGUUUUGUCGACAUCGACUAUGUCAUUUGUAUUGUGUGUUUCGUUAUAUUAUCCAGCAAUGUUGUGUCUAUAUUUUGCAACUUGUCGUUUUUUCUAAGAUGUGUUAAAUACAAUGUUCCGCCAAGAAUUACGAUGUUGUGGGAUAUAGGAAUCAAUUCACAUACUUUAGACCAAUCAGAUGUCAUACACACUGAUUUUCACUUCUCUGACUAUGAUGCAAGCAACUGUUAAAAGUUAAAGACUCAGUAUCUCGUCCUUGUUGUUAGCAGCUACUGUAGCUAUCCUUCCUGUUUUGCCUUAGUCUUCUUUGUUCGGGUCAACAGAUCAUCUGUAAGAGCAGCCAUUUUGUAAGAGCAGAGUCUUUUGGGGGGGGGUUACACCAGAAAUGGUCUAUAAUAUAGCCAAGUAACAGGCUUUAGUUACACUAACAGAUAUAAUUUUAAGCACUGUAGUUUAUUGUUAAAGAGACACUAUGACAGAAUAGGACAUGGAAGGAUUGGGUCCUUUUACAACAUGGAGGUCAUUGGCAGGUUGUGUCUUACAUCAUUGUAAUAAAAUUAAACAUUUGUAUAAUAUAUUUGGGCAGGAAUCUAUCUCCGUACAUUUGUCAUAUACUUGGAUGGCCAAUAACCCAUACCGCUCUCAUUAGUGGCGAUACACUAAUUUAAUUUAAUUAUCGCGGUUCCUGGUUAGAUGUGGAAUGUACCAAUAAUAAUAUCUUAAAUAUGGUGCCGGCAUUGAGUCUGAAUGCAUUUAACAGGCUAAGUUAGGCUUAUUUUAAAAUGAUAUGCUGCUCGGGGGCAUUGUGGCCCUAACCCAAACCCUUGUCACUCUACCACCUAUUGUAAAUGAACAUGCAUACAUCUCUGUUGAAAAAGCGUUUAAUGAACGUUCGGCAUAAACGGAUGUUUCAUAUGUUAAGACCCAAAAUAUAUUCAUGAUUGUUUAUUGAAACUCAUGUUUCCUUGCAGUAAGCCAAUGAAUCCACAGAAGCAAAAAAACAAAACAAUUGUAUUUAUAUAUAUUGUCCUAUGUAUGUACUUAGAGAAAAAACAACUGUUGAAUAAAGUAUAAUUUGUAUUAUGAUGCACUCAUUUUAUAUGGAAUCUGAAAUGUUUUUGUCUUUUUGAUGUUGAAAUAUACUUGAUAAAGAUUUAUCCUGUCUAAAGUA